Messenger RNA from Menidia menidia (Atlantic silverside), 4549 nucleotides. The record is from the annotation of a GenBank genome assembly. NCBI's taxonomy places the organism in Eukaryota, Metazoa, Chordata, Actinopteri, Atheriniformes, Atherinopsidae.
GUGAAUGUGACAAACACAGAAAUCACAGAGAUAAGCAGAAGGGAAAGCCGGCCGGCAGAAAGAGAGAGUUUUUUUUUCCUUUUUUUUUUUUUUUUAGCAUAACAGGGAGCUCUCAUACACUCGCUGUCACGUUGUGAAGUCCUCCAGGGGAGUGUGUGCAGGCAUCUUGACACACACAUACACACACACACGGGGGCACUGGUAACUCACACACUCCUGCUGUCGGAGAGACUCGGUCGAAACGUGGACUCCUACAGGUGCUGGGAAGGGGAGAGAGGUAGAUGAAAACCAGGUGAAGACAACCAAAAAAGACAUUUGGAGGAAAAAGUGGUAAAUGAUGGAGCAGCUGGAGUUCAAGUUGGAAGACGGCAGAGAGCACAGGUUGUAGGCGGCCAAAAUGGCCUCUCGUUGGUCCGCCAUCCUCUUCCUUCUUCUCUUCCUCCUCAUCACCUCACUGCUGCGACUGCAGGCAAGGCCGCUCCUCAUCCAGUCCUCCAUCAACGUGGCAGUGGUGUUCAGCGGCUCCAGCUAUCAGAAUGAGGUCAGAGGUCGUCUCAGCGGGGAGAACUUUGUUGACCUGCCCGUGGUGGUCAGCCCCGUGACGGUGCUGGUCAACGACACCAACCCGCGUGACCUGCUCACGCACCUCUGCGAUACCAUGGCAACAGAGAAGUUGCAUGGCGUGGUGUUUGAGGAUGAUGUGGGCUCAGGUGCGGGUGCGCAGGUGGCAGAAGUGGCACAAAUCCUGGACUUUCUCUCCACUCAGACAUCUCUGCCGAUUGUGGGCAUCAGCGGCGGCUCUGCAGUUGUCAUACCAUACAAGGCUGAGGGAUCCUCCUUUUUGCAGAUGGGGGCUUCUCUAGAGCAGCAAGUCAUCUGCAUGUUCAAGUUAUUGGAAGAGUACGACUGGGGCGAGUUUGCAGUCAUCACCAGCCUGCUGCCAGGCUACGACACCUUUGUGGAUAUAGUUCAGUCAUACACGGACACUUCCUACUUCCUGUGGAAUCUUCAGGAUAUCAUGUCUCUGGAAAUGUCUGUCGGGGCCAAUGAUAUGAAGACCAAACGAGUGCUGCAGCAGGUGGACUCCCAGGUCCUGCUGGCAUAUUGCUCCCACGAGGAAGCUAAGUACUUGUUUCGUCAGGCGGCUGAGGUGGGCCUGCUGGGGCCAGGUUACAUCUGGAUCCUCCCCAGUCUAGCCGUGGGCGACCCCGACAGCCCCCCACCUGCCACGUUCCCUGUCGGUGUGAUCGGCGUGACAACAGAUCAGUGGAGGAAAAGCUUGCGGCAAAGAGUGAGGGAGGGUGUUGCUAUUGUAGCCAAAGGGGCAGAGAGUUUCAAGAGGGAUUAUGGUUUUAUUCCUGAAGGAUAUGGUGAUUGCAACAAACCAGCUAAACACACGGGCAACAACACUCUGUUCAGGCACAUGCUGAAUGUAACAUGGGAAAAGAGAGAUCUGUCCUUUAACAACCAAGGCUUCCUCUCCAACCCCGCUAUGAUCAUCAUUGCUCUGGACCGGGAGAGACUAUGGGACAAGGUGGGCACGUUUGCGCGGGGCAUCCUGCAGGUUCGCUACCCCAUCUGGCCCCGGUACGGCAGCUUCCUGGAACCAGUGUCUGAUGACCGUCACCUAACUGUGGCCACCCUGGAGGAGCAUCCCUUUGUCAUAGUUGAGAACGUGGACCCGGGAACGGGCACGUGUGUCCGCAACACUGUACCCUGCAGGCGUCAGUCCAAUCAAACAGAAAGUAUAAUCGGGCACUCGGAGUCCUACACCAAGUUGUGUUGCAAGGGAUUCUGUAUAGAUAUCCUUAAAAAGCUGUCCCGAAACAUCAAGUUCUCCUUUGACCUUUACCUGGUCACUAAUGGAAAACACGGCAAGCUGGUCCACGGGACUUGGAACGGGAUGAUUGGGGAGGUUGUGUACAGACGAGCCGACAUGGCUAUUGGCUCCCUCACCAUCAAUGAGGAGCGCUCAGAAAUCAUUGACUUCUCUGUGCCAUUUGUUGAAACAGGCAUCAGUGUAAUGGUCGCGCGCAGCAAUGGAACGGUAUCCCCGUCUGCCUUUCUUGAGCCCUAUAGCCCGGCAGUUUGGGUCAUGAUGUUUGUGAUGUGCCUGACAGUUGUGGCUGUGACAGUGUUUGUGUUUGAAUACUUCAGCCCGGUCGGCUACAACCGCAGUUUGGUGAGCGCCAAAGCUCCUGGUGGUCCAACGUUUACCAUCGGGAAGUCGGUGUGGCUGCUGUGGGGCAUUGUGUUCAACAACUCUGUCCCCAUUGAAAACCCGAAAGGAACAACCAGUAAAAUCAUGGUUCUGGUCUGGGCCUUUUUUGCUGUUAUCUUCCUGGCUUCCUACACAGCCAAUCUGGCUGCUUUCAUGAUACAGGAACAGUACAUUGAUACAGUGUCUGGACUGUCUGACAAGAAGUUCCAAAAACCACAGGAGCAUUACCCUCCUUUUCGCUUUGGGACGGUCCCAAAUGGGAGCACAGAGAGAAAUAUCCGCAGCAACUACCCCGACAUGCACACACACAUGAUGAAAUACAACCAGAAAGGGGUGGAGGAAGCCCUGGAGAGCCUCAAAACCGGGAAGCUGGAUGCCUUCAUCUACGAUGCUGCUGUUUUGAACUACAUGGCUGGGAAGGAUGAGGGCUGCAAACUGGUGACUAUUGGCAGUGGGAAAGUGUUUGCCACCACAGGAUAUGGUAUCGCUCUGGUGAAAGAAUCCCGCUGGAAGCGGCCAAUAGAUCUUGCAUUGCUACAGUUCCUUGGAGAUGGAGACACAGAGCGCUUGGAGACAGUUUGGUUGUCAGGCAUCUGCCAGAAUGAGAAGAAUGAAGUGAUGAGCAGCAAACUGGACAUCGACAACAUGGCGGGCGUAUUCUACAUGCUUCUGGUGGCUAUGGGCCUCAGUUUGCUGGUCUUUGCAUGGGAACAUCUGCUCUACUGGAAACUACGACACUCGCUUCACAAGUCUGAUAAACUUGACUUCCUUUUGGGCAUCAGCAGGGGUAUUUACAGUUGUUUCAAAGGAGUGGAGGAUCCUGGGCAUUCGUCUGGUUUGGCUAAACAUGACCUGACUUCCAGCUAUGCUCAAGCAAACAUGCUCAAGAUGCUUCGCACUGCGAAGGACCUGGUCUCCACCGCCAACGUUGAGAGCUCCCUAGACAAUGCUACAAAGACCAUAGAGCAGUUGAGUCGGCAUGGCGGCAGCUUGCCUGUUCGUGUUCCGCAAGUGGCGACUGAGGUUGUGCCAGGAGGUUUUGCUUAUGUUGCAGAAAAUCAUUUAUCUCUUCCUCAGCGCUCUCUUACCCCGCCUCUUACUGCCGCUCCCACUUUCAAACCGCGAAGGGGCGUAACCAGGCCAACACCACUACGUUACACGCUUCCGACUCGUUCAUCAUCGUGUCUGUACGACAGACCACUUCCUGUGUCCAGCCUGAGCAGCCCACACCUGGCUGCAGGAGAACCGCUGCCUCAUCAGCACACGCACCACUACCAGACUACUGGAAGAGUCUAUGUGGACACCCACUCUCACUCCCCUUUCAUCCCAUACAAUGACCUCCAACUACCUGACAUAUACACCUCUCAUCCAGUCGCUUCUUCCCAAAACCAACAUGUUCAAGUGGGCUUCAAUCAACGGAAAAGGAGAUCCAAGAGUUUUCAAUGUGAAGAUGUGGAUAUAGAAAGGAGAACACAUGGGGAACUGGUGAAAAGCGACAAAGGUCCCGUCACUCUGACUGAGCUCAAAGCCAAACACCUCCAAAACAAUCAUACAUCCUCCCCAGUUAUUGACAACAUGUAUUCAGGUGAAAAGACUUUGCCUCGGGUGGAGAAUUACUCCUCUUGGCCCCCGGAGGACCUUGUUCUGAGAGGGAGACGCAGGCACCGCCGCCCCUCUUUUCUGAAAGCAACUUGGGGCGGUGAGCAGGUUCGCCAGCUUGAUGAGUCCCAGUCUUCUCUGUCCAGCCAAUCACCCUCAACCCUGCCAGACUUGUUUCCAUGCCUUCUAAGUCCAUCAACAUCCGCCAAGGCUCACAACCCUGCCCAUCUUCGAAACAACCUGUGCCUCCCAAGGAACCAGGCCUACCUCCACAUUAGGGAGGACCAGAGGAAGCCUGUCGGGCGGAAGGGCCAAAGGCUGCGCUAUUCCCACUCGACUCACCUCCCGACAUAUGGAGAAGCACUGCGAUAUGGAACUGGGUUGGGGCGUGGUGUGAUGCGGAGAGCCACCAGUUUGCUCAGCCGACAGUAUGCGCACUACCUGAACUCGUACCCGGGAAUACCGCUCUACCAUGGUCCAGUGGACCUGCAACACCACAGCCAGGCUUCCACCCCAGUGUGCCAGCUAUUGGCAUGUGGGGGCGGGCAAUGUGGGGGACAGGGGGGCCUGGUGUAUCAGGACAGCAUGUAUGGGGCCUAUGGUGUGUAUCAGGGGUCUCAGACCGGAUCAGAGCCUCAGGCAGUGCAGGGAGCAGGGGGCCAUCCUGUGGGGAGUCCUUGUGUACUUCGGCCUUGGCGGCGGGUGUCCAGUCUGGAAUCUGAAGUCUGA